This is a messenger RNA of Quercus robur (English oak), 1936 nucleotides long. RefSeq names its product plant UBX domain-containing protein 10. The transcript is spliced from 4 exons. Gene Ontology annotation, molecular function: ubiquitin binding. Gene Ontology annotation, cellular component: endoplasmic reticulum. The coding region runs from base 237 to 1679 and encodes 480 amino acids. The record is from RefSeq and is a predicted model, not a curated record. NCBI's taxonomy places the organism in Eukaryota, Viridiplantae, Streptophyta, Magnoliopsida, Fagales, Fagaceae.
AUGUCCAAGGGCCAAACUAGUAUGUAUUAUAAUAAUAAAUAAUUAGUACAUUUUUCAAUCCCAUUUCUUUCAAAGAACAUUCCAGACUUCCAGUCAGUCCCUUCCGUUCCGAUUUUUUGUGAGAGAAACUCAAAUUUCAUUUCUCUUUCUGUAACGAACUGUGAUUUUUGUGAACCAUUUUUUGUUGAAGAAUACAAACACCUAAUUUCUUGAGAGAGCUAGGUUUCCGUACAGAUAUGGUUGAUGUAGGCGACAAAUUAGCGUAUUUCCAAGCGAUCACGGGCCUCGAAGAUCCCGAUUUGUGCACGGAGAUUCUCGCCGCUCAUGGCUGGGACCUCGAGCUCGCGAUCUCGUCCAUCACCUCCACGAACACCGCCACUCCGCCGGAGAAUUCCACAUCCACGCCGGCAGUCGCUACAUCCUCCGGCGACAAUGGCGGAGGUCGAGGUGUCACGCGGUCAAGUUUAGAACCUCCUCGUUUUGGAGCAUCGGAGCGAUCUGAAGCGGCUGCCGGACCCGGUUUGGCGUGGAAGAUCGUGACUCUGCCGAUUUCGGUGAUUUCCGGUAGUCUGAAUUUGAUUUCCGGCGCAAUUGGGCUUGGUUUAUGGGCCGCCGGUGGUGUUCUCUCGUAUUCCAUGGGAAUGGUUGGGUUGGGCUCCGGUUCGGGCCGGAACAGCGAGGCGUCGGCUCGGUUGGUUCCGUUAUCGGCUGCGGCAUCGGAGGCUAUGGAGUUCGUGGCGGCGUUUGAGAGAGAUUACGGUACGACGACAAUGACGAGGCCGAAUUUCGUGAGCCAAGGGUUCAUGGACGCGCUUCAGAGGUCGAGGAACGAGUUCAAGCUGUUGUUUGUGUAUUUGCACUCGCCGGAUCAUCCUGACACGCCUUUGUUCUGCGAGAGAACGCUGUGUUCGGAGGCUUUAGCGGCGUUUGUGAACGAGAACUUCGUGGCGUGGGGAGGAAAUAUUAGAGCUAGCGAAGGGUUCAAGAUGAGUAAUAGCUUGAAAGCCUCGAGAUUUCCUUUCUGUGCUGUGGUAAUGGCUGCUACGAAUCAGAGGAUCGCAUUGCUCCAGCAGGUUGAGGGACCAAAAUCUCCUGAAGAAAUGCUCACGAUAUUACAGAAAGUGCUUGAAGAAAGUGCCCCUGUUCUUGUUGCAGGAAGACUUGAAGCAGAAGAAAGAAGAACCAACAUGCGCUUAAGGGAAGAGCAAGAUGCUGCUUACCAAGCAGCGCUUGAAGCUGAUCAAGCUAGGGAACGCCAGAAGAGAGAAGAGCAAGAACGCCUCGAGAGGGAAGCUGCUGAAGCUGAGAGGAAGCGUAAGGAGGAAGAAGAGGCUCUUGAAAGAGCAGCACGUGAAGCUGCAGAGAAAGAGGCUGCAUUAGCAAGAAUGAGGCAGGAGAAAGCUUUGUCUCUUGGUGAUGAACCUGAGAAAGGACCUAAUGUGACACAGGUUUUGGUACGGUUUCCUAAUGGAGAACGCAAGGAGAGGAGGUUCCACAGUACUUCAACAAUUCAAUCUCUAUAUGACUAUGUUGAUUCUUUGGGCUGUUUAGAAACUGAGAAUUAUAGCCUUGUCUCUAACUUUCCUCGGGUCGUUUAUGGCCCAGAGAAACUGUCUUCGUCACUGAAAGAAGCAGGAUUGCAUCCUCAGGCCAGCCUUUUUGUGGAGUCGAACUCGUGAGAGGUUCUUAAGUGAAGAGUAAUAUGAGAAGUAGUCCAAGAUGGGACAUGCAAGUAGGACUAAUUGUUGUGUUUUUCUUUGCUGUUACAACUUGAUUAGCAAUAUUAUACAAUCAGAUAAGAUAGGUUGCCAUCAUGUGGAUGUUUGGUUUUUCCUCAAUGCAGAUUCAGCGAAGCAGAUGGUCCUAAGUGGAAAACCUGUUUGAAAUAAUGAUAUUUUGAUUUUGCACAUAUAUCAAAAUUGAAAAAAUUGAACUA